Molecule: messenger RNA, 6364 nt
Organism: Mytilus trossulus (common blue mussel)
Lineage: Eukaryota; Metazoa; Mollusca; Bivalvia; Mytilida; Mytilidae
Product: TATA element modulatory factor-like
Exons: 26
Coding region: 82-4110 (1342 amino acids)
Cellular component (GO): Golgi apparatus; endoplasmic reticulum
Source: RefSeq, a predicted model, not a curated record
UUAGUCUACUUAGGCGAAAAACGUCAGCAUCAACAAAAACUUCGAAGAUAUCCUGUAAAUAGAAAUGAUAAAUACACCAAUAUGAGCUGGUGGGAUUCAAGCAGCUUGACAAACUUUGCUUCACAGGCUAGCCAGGCAUUGAAAAAUGCACAGAAAAAAAUUGAUAAAGUGUUGGAUAUUGACGAAGGAGAUGCAUCAGGUCAAUCAUCACAGCAGAGUAAACCAACAGAAGAAGCGUCAUCAGCAUGGUCUACUGAUUCCUGGAACUCCUGGUCUAUGUCCUGGGAUACAGUCCAAGACAAAUCAUCUACAGAAAAAACUUCAAAUGUAAAGCAAGAGAAAUUGAAAGGGGAAAGGUCUAAAACAUCAAGAUUAAAACAGGAUGAAGCAUCAAAGAAUGAAUCGUCUUUAAAAUCCAUUCAGUUAACAUCUUCAGAUUCUAAAAUAGUAAAGGGUUUGACUCACUCUGGAGAAACUCAAAGUCAAAUACUUGAAAAGCAAACUGAAAAUUUAUCUGUGAAAGAAAAAAUAACGAAGCCUAAAAGUAGUAGUGUUGAAAUAAGUGACAAUAAAAAACAAUCAAAAAUGGCAAUCCAUACCGAAAGUGAAACUGACCAAUCAGCAGACAGUUAUGUGGAAUCACAUGACACUUCUGCAGAUAUGAAGUCUAUAACGGACACUGAGUCAAGUUCUAGUGCUGAUAUAUUAACUGGUUCUGUAAAAGGUAGUGCUGAUAGGUUAUCUCCCUUGUCAGUAGGAUCAGGGGAGACAAUGUCUACUGAUUCUCAAAGUUACGAAAAAAUUCAAAACCCUGAAAAAUCUUUUGAGGAUGUCAUAUCAUUACAUUCCGCUAGUAGUAACAAUGAAAUCACUGACUCAUCUGUAAAUGUAGGUUCUAAAAUAUCAGAUCUAAUGACAAAGUCAGAUUCAUUGCCAUCAAAUGAAAAAUUAGACGAUUCAGAAGAGGUAAUUGAUAUGUUGUCAACAAGUAGUGUGGUAAUAGGAGAAGAUUCUUCAGUUCAAGAUAAAGCUGUCAAUUUUACAGAAAUGACUCCUAGUGAUUGUUCCAAAACUGAACAGUAUGAUUCUGUGUGUGAAUCUUCUAACUUUAUAGAAUCACAUUUCACUCAACCAGAUAUUGUUGAGUCUUCGGAAGUAAUAGUGUCAAAUACUGAACAAUCAGACUCUUUAGAUAUUAGUACAGCUAAUAACACGGACUCAAAAGAUAUCAAAUCAAAAGAUGAAGAUAUUGUAGACCAGACUUUAGGUACGUCAGAUAAUUCAGUAGAUCCUGGAGACAAUUUAUCAGUAGACAUUCCACAAUCGUCUGAAAAUUAUAUCAAUACUGAAGAUAGUGUUUUAGCAGAAACAGGAAAUGAAUUCCCUGACUGUGACAAUGUAACAACAGAAACAAUUGAAGACAUAACUGAGAAUACGUCUACUGCUGCUGCUCUUUCUUCUGUUGGACAUCACGUUAGGAAUAGUUCACUUGAGUCACAUGAUGACCAACCAUCAAGUCCAUUAGCGACAAGUUCUAGUGGAGAAGGUAGUAAGUUAGAUAGUAGUGUGGAUACAGACGAUACUGUUGUAGGUUAUAGUGCUAAAGCAGACAAUGACAGCAUCGGCAGUGUUUCUCCGAGCUCCUCGUACGUAAAAUGUAUGAUAGAGGAGGCUAUGGACGAUAACAUGAAAAUAGAGGACAAUUCUAGUGAUGGUCAUUCAGUUGGUAAAUCUGAAUGCUCACGUAGUACUGGAGGCCAUGAAUCAGGUGACGAAGUAGAUACUACUACUUCUUCUGAUAUAGAAAUCAUCUCUACACCAACCUCAUAUGGUGAAAAUAACAAAUUCAUUGAUUUGUCUCCCUUGAAAAUAGCUCUUCAAAAAACAGCUAGAAGGAAUGAUGGUUCUCAUAGAAGGAAUGACAGUCAUGAUAGUCAAUCUAGCAGUAGUUCACACAGUAGAGGAGACCAGAUGAGUCCUGGCAGGGAUACAGACUCCAGUGAAGAUGGUGUAGAAAUGAAAAUAACAAGUGAAGAAGCUAAAGCUCCUUUGUGCAGAGAUUUACCUCCCCUUGAUGAAGAAGUAGCAGAUCCCUACAAUACACAAAAGUUAUUGAAGUUAACUAGUAUACCCGAACUGGAUACCGCCACUCACGACAACGUUAACCAGAAACUAGCAGAGAUGGCUGAAGUGUUGCAGGCUAGAGAAGACAAACUGAUUGUCCUCAGUAAAGAAAAUAUGGACUUGGUGGAAACAAAUAAUAUAAUACGCAAUCAAUUACAUCAAGUUGAAGAAACACAAACAGUUGAGAGGGAGGAUGUGGAACAAGUAACAAACGAGUUCACUAAAAGGUUGUCUGAAUCAGAGAGACUUUGUCAACAGGCCAUUAGGGAAAAAGAAGCAAUAAAGAAGCAGUUUGAAGAGAUGUCAGCAGAUUUUCAGAAAAAAUUGAUUAAACAAGAGAACUUUUUCAAGGAGAAAGAUCAAGUAGUGACAGAAUUAAUGCAAGAAGGGGAGAAAUUGUCUAAACAACAAUUACAGGGUAAUACAAUCAUAAAGAAACUGAGAGCCAAGGAAAAAGAAACAGAUUCUCUGGUUACUGGAUACAGAAAGAAGAUAGAUGACCAGACAACAGAAAUUGAUCAUUUAAAAACAUGUCUGGAUAGUAAAGAAGAAAUGGAAAAGAAACAAACAGAGGCUAUUAACCAACUGAAUACUGCUGUACAGAAACAAGAAAGAGAACUCACUAAGUUAAGGAGUAUAGAGUCAGAUGCAGGAGAGAGGGUCAGGGGAUUACAAGCAGCUUUAGAUAACUCAUACAAAGAGAUAGCAGAGUUGAAUAAAUCUAAAGCAGCCUUAGAUAACCAGGCCCAAGCUGCUGCCCUAAGUCAGGGAAUGCAGAUACGUGAAGAACUCAAGGCUCAAUUAGAAAGAGAACAAGUCAGCUUUAAACAAGAAAGAGAAACAUUAAUCAUACAGAUAGAAGACUUACGACUGAGUAUGCAGCGUAUGGAGAAGGAACAUAAUCGUAGAGAAGACAUGCUCAGACAAGAAAUAUCUGAUUUACAAGUGCAACUACAAGAGGAUGAAGCUAGGAAUCAAGAUUUAAGUCAAAAUGUUACUUCAGCUACUCGACCAUUGUUAAGGCAGAUAGAAAACCUACAGUCAACAUUUGCACAACAAUCAGCAUCCUGGGAAAAAGUGGAGAAAAAUCUCUCUGAUAGAUUAUAUGAAGCACAAACACAAUUAGCCAUGGUGACAGAGCGAGAGAGGUCUGCUAGUGAGAAACUUAUGGAUAUAAAUACACAGGUUGCUACCCUGGAAUCUCAGAACAGUCAUUUGAGACAAGAUAAAUCUCAAUUGAAUGCUCAGCAAGAAAUUCUGAAAUCUAAAGUACAAGUCCUUGAAGAUGCCAAGAAUAGUGAAGCUGCACAGCUAGAGGCUUUCAGACAACAAGCAUCUCGUGACAUGGCUGAAAUCAGAAAGGAGAAGGUAUUUUUAGAAACACAGCUUGACAUGGAGAAAACCAAGUGUGAACAGGAGAAGAAAAAGUUCUAUUUAGCCCAAGAGCAGAUAACUCAAUUGGAAAGAGAUCUACAGAGACCCCAGUCUAGGUCUUCUACACAUUCCCCUGUUUCUAUAUCAAGAGCAGAAAGUGUCAGUAGUAUGUCAGAGCCACCCAAUGUUAUGUUGGCCUCCUUCACAGAGGAUGAUAUAGAUAAACACUUCAUGUUAGGCGCACCAAAAACCAGUUUGUAUGACAGCCUAAGACAAAGUGGUGCUGCUAAUUUACUUGAAAAUCUACAGUCUCAACUAAAACUCAGAGAGGGAGAAAUAGCUCAGUUACAAAGUGAUAUUCAACAACUAGAAAGAACGAGAGAGUCCAUGGCAAGAGAACUUGUUAAUUUAACCAAUCAAAAUGAAGCACUAGAAGAAAAAGUCCAAGAGUUACCACAAUUACAGAAUCAAUUCAAGGAAGUGAACCAGAGGUACAAUGCCAUAUUACAGAUGUACGGAGAGAAGGUAGAGGAGGCUGAUGAAUUAAGAUUAGACUUAAAUGAUGUUAAAGAAAUGUAUAAGAUGCAGAUUGAUCAUCUGUUGGCCAAAUGAAUUCCAGGCAAAGUGCAAUAACAUGGGCACGUUUUGCAAUAAUGUUGGCAUGUUUAUCAUUUCAUAAAUGGUGGACCAAUAAUUCCAUUCAGUACCUAGCCAGUGAAACAGUAGUCUUUAACUGUUUUCAUCAGAGGAAGUAUAUAUAAAUUGGGAGAAAACAAAUUCCGUUGGUAUCCAUUAACCUAAAUGAGGGAUUGCUUAUUUCAUUCGAAAUUAUAAUCUGAUCCAUAAAUAGACACAUUCUACUUUUAGUCGUACAGUUGGCUUUAUAGUACAGCCUUUUGGAAAGGAAAUUCAUCAAUAAAAACACUCCAUUGUGUGGUAAAAGACUUGAAUAUUUCAAGCAAAAUAUACUGUGAUAUCUGUGAAGUCUAACUUCAAAAAUGUAUUUGUUGUUUGUGUUACAUAUAAUAUAGUGAACCUUUUAUUCCUAGACUUAUAAUUGUUUGAUUGGUACCUAUUACGUACCAGACUAUAUGUACUAUUGAACAUAAAAUGAAAUAUCUGUAUCUCUAACUAUGAAAUGAAUACUAAGAGAGAAUCAAGAACUUUAUCUGAAAUACAAGCUUGUAGCCUAAAGAGUGCAUUAGAUAAAGAAUUGUUUAUUCAGCAGGAAAUCAAAUGUUAUAUCAUUGUGGUUUAUAAGCAUGUAACUCAUAGUACAGUUCAGCUGUUACAGUUAUAUUAAGGAAGUCCCGUUCAAGUGAUAUAUAUAAUUUCUAAGAAAGGUUAUUAAUUUUAGAAAUAUUAAUAUAUGUUUAUAAUGGUUUUUUGUUUUGCUUUUAAGGAUGUUCGCUGCUCAGUUUCAUAAUAAAUAACUUUUCAUAAAACUUGUAUGUAUUGGUAGGGAAUAAAUUGAGGGAUCAAAAUAGCAAAAAAAUUAUAGGGGUCCAUGUGCUUGUUUUCGAGAUAUUAGCCAUUGGAUUUUUGGCGGGAAAAUGUUCUCUCUUGAUUUUUCAUAGCUUUAUAAUUGACCAGUUAAAGUUCUCAAAUACUAUUAUAAAAUAAAUAAAAUUUUAUAAGACUUUAACAAAUGACUUAUAAUUAUACAUGUAAAAGAUUUAUAAAAAGAAAAAUGGGGGUUCAUGGGGAUUUUUUUUUAGGCAUUCAAAUGGAUUAAACCAGAGGAUUCCAAAAAUCUGACAAAAAUUCCGAAACAUGACAAGCAGACAUCCUUUUACUUAAAUAUAUUUUCUUUUGUUCACUGCUUACAGUAGUAUUUAAAGAAACUGUCUCUGAAAAUAUUGAUUAUCACAUAUCUCUUGUUUAUUUACCUAUUACUUAUAUAAUUGUGUUCUAAAGAAACACAGUAUCCAUGUUUGGCUGAUUGUCAUUUGGUCAAGUUAUGGAAAGAAAAGGCACCUCUACAAGUUAUAUAACCAGGUUGAAUUUGAAUUAAAUGUAAAUAUUAUGGAAUUGUUAUUCAAAUAACAAAUAAGUGAACUUUCAUUCUUUAUAUUUACUACACACAUUAGUGCUUUUGCUGUAAACACAAAUUUAUAGGUAUUCAAUGAGAAUUUAAUUUUCUGCCUAAACCAUAUUCUAAAUUUUGUGUCCCUUAUUUGGAUUUACCUACAUAAUGAUAUAGGAAUAUUUAUUUAUUAUGCAAAAGUUGUAUGUUUAGUCUUAUUUUUUGUUGGGUUCCAUGGAAAUCUAAAUGUUAUAUUAUGAGGUUAUAAGUGUAUAAACCCAUUUCACAAUGUCAAAAGUAUGAAUUCCUUUGUGUGUAAUAGUUCUGCAAGUGUUGAUGACCAUCUGUACGAGAUCCUCAUUGGUAGUCAGUAUUGUUAUUAACCCUGUAAUAGUAGAAGUGUUGAUAAAAAAUUAUAAGUGUGAAAGGAUUUUUCUUAACAUAGCCUUUCAAUCACAAAGUAUUGACUUUAUAUUGAGUUUGUUAGUGAAUGGCAGAGUUGACACAUCAACUAAUUUCUUCAAAAUAUUCCUAACUGCUGUAGUAAGAUGUUUGAAAAUUAGGAGGAGUUUGUACCAUAUGCAUGAAUUGCUAUAAAAUAUCAAUAAUAAUGCAUUCAGUAUACUUCAAACAAAUAAUCCUGUAAACAAUUUUUAUUGCCAGGGAAUUAUUUUUCUGUUGGUAUAUAUAAUUAUUUGAAAUAAAUUUCAACUUUAUUUCAAUAAUGUGGUUUAUUUGUGAGGGAUUUAUUUUAUAUGGAAAACUUAUAUUGUUAUAUAAAUGUGCUUACUUGUGAUAAUUUAUUUUUAAUGAUUAUUGAAUUAAAAUUAUGAAAUUGAA